Paramecium sonneborni is the source of this 1587-nucleotide messenger RNA. The record is from the annotation of a GenBank genome assembly. NCBI's taxonomy places the organism in Eukaryota, Ciliophora, Oligohymenophorea, Peniculida, Parameciidae.
CUAAUGUCAAAAUAAUAGCAAUAACAACUCUCUUAUAUAUGCAAAGACUCAUAAAAUCAAAAAAGCCAAGGACAAACUUAUCGAAGAGUAAUUAUAAAUGAUUUUAUUAUUAGAUGAAUAAUAAUCAAAACUUUGAUGAUAAAAAUGGAUAACAUUAAAAAAAAUAAAAUAAAUACAAUAGAAGAAACAAUUCAUAAGAAAAAUAAUAGAAUAGUCAAAAUACGUCAUCUUAACCUGUUAUAGGUAUUUAUCAAAAUAAUUUUAUUCAGCAAGAGCUUAAAUUAAUCAACCAUAAAAUAAAAUUUAUGAUUCUUAGACAUUAAUUUCAGCUUUUCAUGAAUUACUUUAACCUCCAAAAGAUAUAGAGGAAUUUAUAGAAAAAAUUCCUCAUCUUUUUACUAAAGUAUCUUAAAAACCUUUAAUUUCAACUUAAACAUUAUUUAACAUUAGUGAUGAAGAUGAACCUUAAUGGAUGCAAUCUAAUGAAAAUUUUUAGAUUAUAGAUAUUGAAAAUGAAAUUGAAAAAAAGAGAAUUGAAUAUUAAAAAUAGCAUGGAACAUUUGAAAAAAAAUAAGAACAAAAAUCAAAAAAAUAAAAUGAAAUAAAUUAAGAAGAAUUAUCAGAACUUCAAUAAGCCAAAGAAAAGUAUAGAUAAUUAAGAGAAUAAGAGGAAAAAGAAUUAUAAGUUGCUAAUGAAACCAAAGCAAAACUAUAAGAAUUAUUUCAUUUUUCAGAAUAAGAAUAACCAAAGCUUCAAAAUAACUAAAUCAAUUCAAAAGUAUUAUCAGUAGAAGAGGUUGAAAAAUAAGUAUUAGCUUCUUAAAAUCAAAUAAAAAAUGUCAUCAAAGUUGAAUAGCCAAAAGAAAAAACUGAAAAUUAUUUUAGUAAUUUCAAUAACAAUGAAACAGAUGAUUUUUUUGAAUAAUUAGAAGAAAUGGGAAUCCAUAUUCAAAGAUAACCCCAAGUACCUUCACAGCAUACAUUUAAAAUAUCAAGGGAAAAAAUUAAAACAGCUCCAUUUUCAAUAUAAGCCUAAUUACAUGCAAGAUCUUCUUAAGAAUCUUUAUGGUAUUAUAUUGAUAAUUUCGGAAAAGUAAAUAUCCUUUAUAUAUUAAAUGUUAGAUUUAAGGUGGAUUUACUACAGAAAAUAUGGAUUAAUGGUUUGAACACAAAUAUUUAAAAGCUAAAUUAAAUAUUUCUUGGGAAUUCCCUGGUAAAUGGAUUACACUUGAAUAAUAUUUAAUUAAUUUGGAUUAAAUUGAAAAAAAAUUAUUAGAUCCAAAAAGUGCAAUGGAUCCAUUAACACUGAAAACUAAAAUUAACAAUAUUUAAUUAAAUAAUCUAUAGCAAUUAUAAUAAAUGAAUGCAUUUAAUGUAAAUAGCUUUUAAAAUUAAUAAAUAAAUGCAUAUCAAUAUUAAUAUUAAUAAAUUAUUAAUAAUUAAUUUUAGUAGUAACAAAAUUAACAAAUAAAUAAUUAGCAAAACAAUGCAAGUAAAAAAAAAAAUAAUAAUUCCAACAAUAAUAAUGCAAAAACCUAACAAUAUAAUAAAUAUGAUUAUCAAAAAAAUAAUUAAUAAUUAUAUUGA